AUGGAGCUGAGGACCGCAUUCUUACCUCAACUCGAAGUCAGGCAACCGCAGCUCACAGGAUUUUUCCCGCGGCGUUUGACGAUGAAGAGAGAGUUAGAAACUCCGGUAGUCGUUGCCGUUUCUAAUAGUAACAGAGAUACAUUUCCCACUUCACAUUGUGGAUGGAAACAUCUGGAAGUCCAUUCCAAUGAUCACCAGAGGGUCCGGCACUUGCCUCUUCCUAAGGUUGAGAGCCCAAAGGGGCCUGAGCUUUCCUUUAUUCGACUCCAACCAACUGACCAAGAGACUGCUGGAUUGUAUAUGCGGAAGUUUGGGCGUUUUGUUGCUCGCGAGGCUUUGUUGGAUGAAGAAAUUUGGACGGCUGCUUACUUAAGAGCUGAAGCUCAUUGGGAGUCUGUAUCCUAUAUGCGGCACGUUGAUAAUUACAAGAUAAAGUAUGCUGAACAGGAGUUCUAUGCUCUGAAGCGGAGAUGUUCUGGCCAGGAUGGAAAUUCGUUGAAGUGCUUCUGUUUUGUUGCCGUUAAAAAGGAGGAGAAAAAUGUCAGAAGGACAGUUAUCAACAGCGUUGUCGGCACUUUGGACCUUAGUGUCCGGCAGUUUGUGCAAGGGGAAACAUAUCCUGGGGAGGUCAACAGAGUGUCACCUGUUCUAGUUCGUCAUGAUCCUUUUGACAGACACAAGUAUGCAUAUAUUUCAAAUGUUUGUGUUGCUAAGUAUGCUCGGCGACAGGGCAUUGCCUCAAAUUUGCUCUAUUUGGCUACUGAAGUGGCUACAACAACAGGUCUAAAGCAAUUGUUUGUUCAUGUAAAUGCCGACAACAAGCCAGCUCAAGAACUCUACGAAAAGACUGGGUUUAAGAUUGUUGAGGCCUCUGCAUCUACUCUUUCUAAAGAUCAAAGGCUGCUGAUGUCCAUUGACCUAUGA
Messenger RNA from Oldenlandia corymbosa var. corymbosa, 924 nucleotides. The record is from the annotation of a GenBank genome assembly. Lineage: Eukaryota; Viridiplantae; Streptophyta; Magnoliopsida; Gentianales; Rubiaceae.